AUGCAAAAUCCUGUUCAAAAUCCUUUACUUAAUCCCAUACCUCGUGUUACACCAGACCAAGAUCAACUACCAUCUCCACACUCAGAUUUAAUUGAUCUAGGCCCAAUCGAUUUAGAUAUCACAGAAGACGAUAUUAAUUUAGAUUUCGACUCACUCCAAAUUCCGUCGCCUAAUGAAUCUAAUUCCGAUAAUCCUAAUAUUUCCCACGAUGAUUACUCACAGUUUCUAAAAUCAAAUUCUAAAAAAGACAUAAUUUAUAAUACUACAUUACAAGAACACAACGAACAUCUCUUGAAAACAACAAAUAAAAUAAUUCUUAUUCCAACAUCCAUAGACCUCGACGAAAGUAAUCCAUACGUAUCGGAGGUUAUCCUUAAUACAGAAAAUAAAGAUGACAUCUUGAAUAUCGAAAAAGAACUAAAUUCCUUUCUUAAAAUACACUAUGAAAAUAAAAUUGUUUAUUUACUAUUUACGAAAGUUCAUCAUUUCGACGAAAUGACAUAUCCUUCUAUAUUCGAUGCCUUGAAGAAAGUGAGGAACGACUUAUUACUAUCCUCUGAUUCAACAAACAUUUCUAUCUCUGAUUUCCGAAAUCCGUUUGAUAAAUUAUCUUAUACUAAAAUAUACAAUAUAAUUAUUCACAUAUUCCAUAAUACUAACAUCCCUGUCGAUGUAUAUCGAAAUAAAAUAAUAUAUCCAACUUUAAGUGAAAGAUCCAAAAUUUUACAUGAAAACCAUGACAUUCCUAUAGCUGGUCACUUAGGAUCUGUCAGAAUGUACAAAAGAAUUAAAGAGUCAUAUUACUGGAAAGGAAUGAGGAGCGACAUAGAAAAUUAUGUAAAGACGUGUAGAUCUUGUCAGGAAAAUAAGGCUCUUAGGAAAAUUAACAAAGCUCCUAUGGAAAUAACAACAACAUCUACAGCCCCUUUCCAAAGAAUAGCUUUGGACAUAGUCGGUCCUCUUCCUGAAUCAGGUACUGCAAAACUCAAAUUUAUUUUAACCAUACAAGAUGAUCUUACAAAAUAUUCAAUAGCUUAUCCAAUAAGGUGGUCCACAACUGCUGAAGAGACCAGCGAUUGUCUAAUACAUUUUAUCUCACUUUUUGGCAUUCCUAAAACCAUUCUCACAGACCAAGGUACUAACUUCACAGCUGAUCUUUUCAAGAGUACCUGUAAAUUUCUAAAAAUAAAACAACUCUGGUCUUCACCAUACCAUCCUCAAACUCAAGGCGCGCUAGAACGCAGCCACUCAACACUAAAAGAAUAUUUAAAAUCUUUUAUUAAUAAUAAUCAAGACAACUGGCCCACUUAUGUUUAUACUGCUAUACUCACAUAUAAUAUAACUCCUCAUACAACUACAAAAUACACGCCCUACGAACUCAUAUUUGGACAUAAGCCUUAUAUACCAAAUUCUGUAUUUGAAGAAGAACCUACUACCUAUUUGGAUUAUAUAAAAAUGUUACAACAUAAAUUAAAAUUCUCAAGGGAAAUUGCCUUGCAAAACAUUACAAAAUCUAAAGAAACGUCAAAAUCUUAUUACGAUUCACAUACCAAACCUCCUCCGCGUUAUAAACCUGGAGAUUAUGUUUAUAUUAAAAAUCACUUAAGGCUAAGAAAAGCUCUGUCUCCUAUCUGGAAGGGACCUUAUAAAAUAAUAAUGGUUAAUAAUAAUCAUACAGCGACACUUCUAAUAAAUAGGAAACAUGUAACACACCAUUUCGAUCAAAUGAAACCGGCGCUAAUACCUAAAUAA
Pieris macdunnoughi is the source of this 1752-nucleotide messenger RNA. Lineage: Eukaryota; Metazoa; Arthropoda; Insecta; Lepidoptera; Pieridae. The record is from the annotation of a GenBank genome assembly.